Messenger RNA from Paramecium primaurelia, 2213 nucleotides. The record is from the annotation of a GenBank genome assembly. NCBI's taxonomy places the organism in Eukaryota, Ciliophora, Oligohymenophorea, Peniculida, Parameciidae.
AUGAAACUUGGAACUUGUACUGAGUGGCUCUUCUUCCAUCUUUGGAAAAAGAAUCCUAAUUCUGGUCAUAGUUGCAAUGGAGUCUUUCUAGCAGAUACUGUUAUAUAUAGAUGGGCAUAACCUUACUUUAGUAAUAUAUAAAAUUUAUAUAAUAGGAUAUUUUACAGCCUAAAAUGGUUAAAUCAUUAGGAAAACUAAAGAAAGGGUUUUUAUUGAAUAAGUUGAAUAAUCAUUUUUAUAAGAUAAUACUGUUGCAGUUUUAUUAACUAGUCAAGUAUUUCUGAUUAAAUACUUUUAGGCUCAAUCUAAAUAAUAAGAAAUAAUUAAUUUUGAAUACUUUGAUAAAGAGAACUUUGGUAAAUUCUUAUAUUAAAGAGAAAAAGAGUUAAAUUCAAUACUUCAAAAGUAGAGAAUUAAAUUUAAUAUUUUUUAGGUUUAUUUAUCCAAAAGGUGAUCAUAAUUCAAUGAUUAAAGUAACAUGGUCUCCUUAAUUCUGUCUAAUAAAUAGAAAAACAAAUAUUAAUGAUAUGAAUGAUUUUAAAAAGCCUUUAUAUGAAAGAGUUAGUACAUUUGAUGGUCCUGAAUACUUAUCUGUAUCAGAUUCUAUUAGUUCCCCUUUAUUAAGUUCUGAUUUAGAAUAAUUAUGCGUAAAUAUUGUUAAACAUGUCUAAGAAAUAUCAGGUGGAAACAUUUAAAUUAUUAGAAUGGUUUUAUAUUUUAAGGUAGAUUAAGAAAAUAGAAUUUGGUUGAUGUUUUGUACUGGCAUUAAAGUGAAAGAUAAAUUUUCAACACAUCCAGAUAAACAUAGAGCAGACUCUCCUCUUUUUAAAAUUAUAAGGAGAGAUCUUGAACCUAUCAUUACAGGAACAGAGAAUGUUUAAAAAGUAGUUAAAUAUAAUAGUGAAGGACAAAUAGAAGAAUUAUUAUAUUAAAUAGAAAAUGUUUGUUCUAAUUGUGAUUUAUUUUCAUCAGAGUUAUAUUAAUUAUAAUUUGAAUAAAUCAUUGAAAGUUUUGAAAGAGUAUCCUUAAAUUAUUUAAUGUUAUUAGUCACUAGUAAGUAAUGAAUUCACUAGAUUACCAGAGGAUUUAUAAAAAAUAAAAAUAAAAAAUGAUAAGAAGAGUGAAUUGCUUAAAUUAAAUUAAAAUAUUAAAACUAGAUCAAAAUAAUUUAUUCAUAAAGGUAAUUAUAAUUUAAAUUUAUAUUAGAUUAUAAAUUGUCUAAUUAUUUUGAAUCAUAAUCAAAUUAAUAAAUUUCUGGUACAUAAAGUCAAUAAGUCAUAUUGGUUGAAAAAUAUAAACUUGUAAAUAAUUAAAAAACUUCUGAUUAAGUUCAUGCUGAAAUUUAAGAAUUAUGUCGAUAAUUAGAUGAAGAAUAAGAAGAUUGUAAAUUGAAUUUUAAAACUGUACCUGCAUUAAUUUUAAAAGUAUGGGGAAAGUUAUCUGAAGACAAAUAUAAAUAAUUAAAAUUUAAUCCUAGUUGGAGAUAACUAAAUACUUAGGUAUGUUUAGAUUGUUAUCUCAAAUAUACUGAAUGUUGUAAUCUUACUCAAUUUGAAAGAAAAGUGUAUAAAUAUUCAAUCUAAUUAAAUAUAGUAAGACAGCUGCUCAAAAUUUAAAAAAAAAAGUAGAAGAUAAAUAAGUUAACAAUAUGCUUCUGUCAAAUACUUUGCUAGAGAUUAAUAAAAGUAGUUUUACUUAAAAUUUCCAUUCUUCCUUGCCUCCUGUAAUUGAACAAAGAACUAAUACAGCAGGUGGUAAAGUUAGUUUAGCAAAAACAGCUAAUACCUAAUAAAGAUCUACAGCAUUAAACACACCACCUUAACCAUAUUAAAAUACUUUAGAAGCCAUGCCUUAGUUCUUUAAUAAAUUUAUGAAGAAAGAAGUUAAGCCAAAGAAAGCUCCAUCCACACAAAAAGUAUAAAAUAUUAUGAUUUAAGAUUUACCAAAAUAGAUAAGGAUUGCAAAUGUCGUUGAACUAAUCUAGUCAAUCAAGAUCAUCUCAUUCUACUUAGGAUUAAUCAAAAGUCUCAUUUGAUUAUAUGAUUACUACUGUUUCAUAACUGAAAAAAAAAUUAUAAGAAUUGGAAGAUGAAGAACAAUAGUAAAUAAAGUCAACAAAUUAAAAACCAUAAAUUUUGUAAGAAUAAUCAGAAUAAACUUCGUUAUUGCAAAAUAGUAAAUUAUUUCAGAUUAAAUCCCAAUCACAUAAAUGA